AUCCCAAGUAUGACCGCAACCCACAAGCGAUAUUUAUGAAGCCUGACAAAACGUAGAAAAGCAAAAGAAAACCUUAAUUAAUGUUAAGUUAAAAGUGUACAAACCGGAGAUUAAGUGCAAGGAUGUCGAAACGGAGCGCCGACGACGCCAGCGGGAGCAGCUGCUUGGUGGCUGCUGCAGCCGCCGGCCAACCGCCUAUCAAGAAGGUGCACUUCGAGCCUCAUCUAAUUGGGCCGGUGUCCACACUGGAGGAGAUGGACAUCAAGGUGCUGGAGUUCCAAAAUAAAAAGCUCGCCCAGCGCAUUGAGCAACGGAUGCGAUCAGAGGCAGAGCUGCGACAUCGCAUAGAACAGCUGGAGAAGAGGCAAACGCAGGACGACGCCGUUCUAAACGUGGUCAAUCGGUAUUGGAAUCAGUUGAACGAGGACAUCCGUGUUCUGCUGCAGCGAUUCGAUGCCGAAACGGCCGACGAACUGGAGAACCGGAAUGAAAACGAGGUCACUACCUCGUUCCUCGCCCAACUGUCCACCUGGGACAAGGAGGAGCUGGACGAAAAGCUGGCUAAUCGCGUCCAAGUGUCCAAGAGGGCGGUGGCCAAGAUCGUACAGGUUAUUGAUAGGUUAAUGCAACGCAAUGAAAAAAUUACUCAUGUAUUGAAAGGUGAUAGUCUGGCUUCAGCUGGAUCGGGCGCCGGCGACGAGGAGCAGCAAUCCGGUGCCGAUGCGGAAGCCACUCCAUCCGCGGCCGGAGUCCAUGCUUUGGAAGAAACUCUGAAGCAAACGCAUAUCGAGAUAAUGAGCGAGAACCACAAACUGCAGAAUCUGAACACCUCUCUGCACGAGAAGUUCCACACUAUGUCGCUGAAAAUGAAGGAGUACCAGGACGCCCACACCGCCAAGGAAACCGAGAACGCCGAGCUGAAGAACCAGAUCGACGAGCUGCAAUACGACCUGGAGAAAAUCCAUUGCCGGAAUGAUAAGCUGGAGAACCACCUGGCGGAGGCCAUUGAGAAACUAAAGGCCUACCACCAGAUCUACGGCGAUCCCAAUAAGAGCACUAAUAGUGCCAAGACACCCACUACUACGGGCACUGGCAGCGCCACCACCAGCGUUAAUAGCCAGCUCUUAGAAGAGUUGCAAAAGGAGCUGGAGGAGUACCGCGAGUUAGCCAACAACCGACUGCAAGAGCUAGAUAAGCUCCAUGCCACACAUCGCGAAACCCUCAAGGAGGUCGAGAAGCUCAAAAUGGAUAUACGACAGCUACCCGAAUCUGUAAUUGUGGAGACAACGGAGUACAAGUGCCUGCAGAGCCAGUUUUCCGUGCUCUACAACGAGUCCAUGCAGAUUAAGACUAUGUUGGAUGAAACCCGUAACCAGCUGCAGACGAGCAAGAACCAGCACCUGCGACAGAUCGAGGUAAUGGAGAGCGAGGAGCUUAUUGCCCAAAAGAAGGUUCGCAGUGAGAUGAUUCAGAUGGAGGACGUGCUGGCUCUUAUCCGAAAAGAGUACGAGGCUCUGCGAAUCGAGUUCGAACAAAAUAUGGCGGCUAACGAGCAGACGGCACCCAUCAAUCGCGAGAUGCGUCAUCUGAUCACCUCUCUGCAAAACCAUAAUGGCCAGCUGAAGGGUGAAGUGCAGCGUUACAAGCGAAAGUACAAGGACACAUCCACAGACAACUUAAAGCUACGCAAGGAACUGGACGAGGCUUUAGCCACGCUUGAAGGCAAUAAGAUGCAGGCGGCGACAGGUGCCGCAGGCGAAGAUAUUAAGCAGGAGAACUCUACUAAUGUCAAGGAGGAGAACUCUAAUAACGCUUCAGCCUGUAGCCAAUCAAACCAAACUAACUCUGGAAACGAUACCAACUCAAUCAUUAAGGAGGAGAAUCACACUUCGACCGAAGAUGAUGCUGAUGACGAUGCCAGUGGAAAGGAUGUCAAAGACGGCAUCAAACAGGAAAAACAGAGUUGUGGGGAUGCGUCGGCAUCCGAAAAGAAAGAUUCCCCUGGACCUGGAAACUCCACGACUUCUGCUACAAAUUCCAUUCCGGUUAAAGCCGAAAAGGAUUCCAAGGAUGGUGUAAAAGGCAAGGAUGUCAAAGCAGUAGAAAGCGAAACGGUGCGGGAUCUGAAGGCGCAAUUAAAAAAAGCGCUGAACGACCAAAAGGAAAUGAAGUUGCUACUAGACAUGUACAAAGGCGUCUCGAAGGAUCAGCGUGACAAGGUCCAGCUGAUGGCCACCGAGAAAAAGUUGCGUUCUGAAAUCGAAGAGCUGCGUCAACAGUUAAAGAAGCUGCAGGAGAGCAAGCGCGAGGAACGGAAGAAACUGGCUGAUGAGGAGGCGUUACGGAAGAUAAAGCAAUUAGAGGAGCAGAAGUAUGAGCUGCAAAAGCAGAUGGCCAACCACAAGCCCUCGGAUAAUUCGUGGGGUAGUGGUGCACCUGGCACAGCCAACUAUACGCGACCCUUUGUUGGCUCCCAUGAAGAAGAGGCGUUGCUCAACGAGAUGGAGGUGACUGGGCAGGCCUUCGAAGACAUGCAGGAGCAGAACUCACGGCUUAUACAGCAGCUGCGCGAAAAGGAUGAUGCCAACUUCAAGCUUAUGUCGGAGCGCAUUAAGGCCAACCAGCUGCACAAGCUUUUGCGAGAGGAGAAGACUGUGCUGGAAGAUCAGAUGGCGACGGCAACCACCCAGAUCGAGGCUAUGCACAUCGUUCUUCGAAAGCUUGAGGAAAAGGAGCGCAGUCUACAGGCCACCGUUGCGUCCAUUGAGAAGGAGUUGAUGCUCCGCCAGCAGGCCAUGGAAAUGCACAAACGCAAGGCGAUCGAAUCGGCGCAGUCGGCUGCUGACCUAAAGCUGCAUCUCGAAAAGUAUCACGCGCAAAUGAAGGAGGCCCAACAGGUAGUUGCCGAGAAGACCAGCUCGCUGGAGGCAGAGGCCUAUAAGACCAAACGGCUGCAGGAGGAGCUGGCGCAGUUUAAACGCAAGGCGGAACGCAUGAAGAAGAUGGAAAUGUCAGGCACCACAAUCGACGAGGUGAUGAUCGAGGAGAUUCGUGAGUAUAAGGAAACGCUCACAUGUCCCUCGUGCAAGGUGAAACGGAAGGAUGCGGUGCUGUCAAAGUGUUUCCACGUCUUCUGCUACGACUGCCUGCGAACACGGUAUGAAACGCGGCAGCGGAAGUGUCCCAAAUGCAACUGCGCUUUUGGCGCCAACGAUUAUCAUAGGCUAUAUCUGCAGUAGAUAAGCGAUAAACCCCGUAACGAUAAUUUAGAUACGUUCCGGUUAUGUCCUAUUCACACAAAAAACACACACCACUCCCAUACACCCAAGCAGAGACAGUCGCACACAUUCAUGCCGGAUUAUUCAUUAUGCAUAUAUUACCUACGUACUAAUAUUUGGUUAAGUAGUCUCCGAAUAACUCCCCCCAGAUUCCCCAUGGCAAUUAUUUGAAUUUGUUCAUUCUUGCGUCAAGCAAAAGCAUCUCAUUAUGAGUGCCGCGAGACCAUGUCGCGGUUUUUUAUGUAGCUUCUAGUUUUUGUAAAUCAAACUCUAUUUCUAAAUGAUUUAAUUUGAAAACUAAUUGUACGAUCACUAAUAAAUGGCUAAAAUCUA
Messenger RNA from Drosophila eugracilis, 3611 nucleotides. RefSeq names its product E3 ubiquitin-protein ligase Bre1 (gene Bre1). NCBI's taxonomy places the organism in Eukaryota, Metazoa, Arthropoda, Insecta, Diptera, Drosophilidae. Gene Ontology annotation, cellular component: HULC complex; nucleus. Gene Ontology annotation, molecular function: metal ion binding; ubiquitin protein ligase activity. The record is from RefSeq and is a predicted model, not a curated record. The coding region runs from base 123 to 3239 and encodes 1038 amino acids. The transcript has 4 exons.